This is a messenger RNA of Doryrhamphus excisus (bluestripe pipefish), 4467 nucleotides long. RefSeq names its product oxysterol binding protein-like 7 (gene osbpl7). The record is from RefSeq and is a predicted model, not a curated record. NCBI's taxonomy places the organism in Eukaryota, Metazoa, Chordata, Actinopteri, Syngnathiformes, Syngnathidae. Gene Ontology annotation, molecular function: cholesterol binding. Gene Ontology annotation, cellular component: nuclear membrane; cytosol; perinuclear endoplasmic reticulum.
AACUGGCUGCUUAUUUUCAAACGAAGGGACACUUUUCAACGCGGCGAACGUUUGAAAACAGCUUUGGCAUCUGGAUGACGUCGCUUUCAGCCCGUGGUGGGAACGCUGGGAAGUGAAGACCAGCAAGUGGUCCCUUGCAGACCAGCAGUAAAUCCACCAAAGCGGAUCAGUUCCUGCAAGUUUGGGGCCUCAUGAUUAUGGUUGCAGGCAAAGAACCAGACUUGGACUGCUGAAGGUUCUGGUCCUGCUUUUGGAUCUUCUGGGAGCCCUUCAAGGACCAUGAGCCACGCAGGUGACAUCCAGGUGGCCGGCGGGAUACAUCGUGGCGGCACUCUCCCAGCAGGCGUCAGGUCCUAACCGGCGACGCUCCCGGAAAAUGAAUUCCCAUGGCUCCGCCCUCCAUCGCAGUCAGUCGCUGGCGAGCGGCCUGGAGAAGUCCUCGCCCACGUGGACCAAGGCGCCCCACUCCCGCAGCAGCAGCACCCUGUCCUCGCGGCACUCCCGACAGGUGACCAAAGACUGGGAAGUGAUCGAUGACGUCCACGCAGACGUGGCCGCUGCAGGAGAACAUCCCCGAGAGGCGACCACACCUGGAAUAUGUGAAGGUUAUCUGCUCAAGAGGAGGAAGUGGCCGCUUAAAGGAUGGCACAAGCGGUACUUUGUCCUGGAGGGAGGUAUCUUGAGGUACUGCAGAAGUCCACAAGAUGUAUCCAUAGGAAGGGUGCAGGGUUCUCUGGACAUCGGCAAUGCCGUCAUGUCCGUCAACAAGAAGUCCAACCGUAUUGACUUGGACACGGGGGACAUUCUGUACCACAUGAAGGCAAAGACCCACGAGCUCUUCUACAUUUGGGUGACCAAACUGCGAGCUCAUCGCUCGUACAGGAAGAGCGAGGCGGCCGUCCUUCUUAACGGACACCCGGUGACCCUGUCAGCGGACGCCAGCCAGCCCAACGAGCUCCUCCUCCUGCCCAUACAGAGCUCUGUGGGCGUGGCCGCCGCAGCCCCGCCCUCCGCCAACAACAAGGUGUCGGCGUGGCUGCGGCAGAGUCACCCACCUGACACCUGUGCGCAAGAGCUCAACCGCUGCCAUUUGGACCUUUCAGAACUCAACCGUCUCAUCCAGAGGCUCCAGCAGCUGGAGGCGGGGCAAGCCUUCACCAACGGGGAGCUCCAGCGAAUCAUCAGCGUCCAGAACCUUUCCCUGGAGAAGCCAAAGAAGCCAAAGUCGGGAAGGCCGUGGGGUCACUCUCGUACCCUGUCCCGAGUGGAGGCGCUGGGGAUGCCCGUACGCAGGAUGACGAUGUCGCUGUCCUCCAGCCCUCUGAGCAACUCAUCCCACUUUGGCGCCUCCGUCCCCUCCAUCCCCGACUACGUCUACUCCCAACUGUCCCCGCCCACAUCCACGUCGGCCGAGGGCAAGAAGAUCCAGCAGGACAUCUGCGCCGUGUCGCUACGAGUCCUGACCUCCCUCCAGUCUGUCCACCACACCCUGUGCCAAGAGAGUCUCAAGCUGCAUGACCUUUGGGAGACCAACAACUUCUGCCACGCCCAGGAGGUGGCGGUAGGGAGGUGUCCGUCCCACACGCCCGCCUCAGAAGCCGAGUCGGCCGCAGAGUAUUUUGACGCCAGUGACGACAUCCUGUUUGGGAGCUCCUCUGAGGUGUCAGAUGAAUCUGGACUGAGCGAUGGAAGCACAUCCAACUCGGAGCCUGAAGAAGGACACGUAUCGGCCACUCGGAAGUACCGAGCCAGCCUUUCCAGGACUCCUCACAGCGCCCCUCCCAAGAGCAGCGGACGUCGAACGACACUUCCUGCUCCGUGUCCAGACAACAGUCACGUGGGCCUCAUGGCCAUCCUCUACAACAACAUCGGCAAAGACCUGGCCCGCGUGUCCAUGCCGGCCGCCCUCAACGAGCCCGUCAACCUGCUGCAGAGACUGUGUGAGGAGCUGGAGUACAGCCAGCUGCUGGACACCGCUAACCACACUGCGGACCCGUUCCAGAGGAUGGUUUACAUCGCCGCCUUCGCCAUCUCGGGUUACUCCACCGCCACUUUCCGGAACCGCUACAAGCCCUUCAACCCGGUCCUGGGGGAGACCUACGAGUGUGUGAGGGAGGACCGAGCUUUUCGUUUCAUCAGCGAGCAGGUGUGUCACCAUCCUCCCAUCUCGGCAUGCCAUGCGGACUCCGAGAACUUCUCCUUCUGGCAAGACCAGCGAUGGAAGAACAAAUUCUGGGGCAAGUCGCUGGAGAUCGUGCCCACCGGGAUGGUGAACGUGACGCUGCCGAGGUACGGAGACCACUACGAGUGGAACAAAGUGGUGACCUGCAUCCAUAACGUGCUGAGUCAGCAGCGCUACCUGGAACAUUACGGAGAAGUCACCAUCCGCAACCUGAAGAGCAACGUGUGCACCUGCAAGAUCACCUUCGUCAAGUCUCGCUACUGGGGCUCAGAAGCCAACAAGAACGAGGUCCAGGGCACGGUCCUGGACCAGAGCGGCAGCGUCAUUCACCGCUUCGGAGGUCUGUGGCAUGAAGGCAUCUUCUGUGACACGCUGCCCAGCCCCAAAUGUGUCUGGAAACCAAAUCCGCAACCCAAAGACCACCUGCUGUACUACGGCCUUUCCACCUUCGCCAUGGAGCUCAACGAGCUCACGGAGGACCUCAAGCCUCUGCUGCCCCCGACGGACAGCAGGCUGCGACCGGACCAAAGGAUGCUGGAGGAAGGACGAGUGGAGGAGACGGACAUAAAGAAAGACGAGAUUGAGGAAAUGCAGAGGGAGAGGAGGAAAGAGCUCUGCAAAAAAGGGGAGGAGCAUGUCCCGUCUUUCUUCAGAAAAGCCAAAGAUUCUUGCGGCCGUGACGUCUGGUUGACCAACGGAACCUACUGGAAGCUCCGAAAGGAUCCAGGCUUUGCCAACAUGGCCUGUGUGACUCUGUGGUGACACAAGCAGUCCUUGGUGGGGGGGGCAUGUGUGAUCCGCCAUGGAGAUGAGCGGAGACUGUGCUGCUGGACUGUAAACUAUGCACACAGGACUGGACUUGUAUUAGAAAUGCAUCUUCUCUACCCGAAUAUGACGCUUAAUCUCUAGAAGGACACUCAAUUUCAUUUUAAGAUGACAUGAAAGGACAUUUUUGACAAAUCUUUAUUUGAAUAGAAAAAAAACAACAGUACAAUACUCACUUGCGCCACCUUAAAUAAAUAACACUUUUUUUUCUCUCAAAAAUCUCAUUUUAUAAAUUGCAAUGGCUGAGAGGAUUUAUUGCUCGUUUUAUCAUGUGACAUCCUGUACACGCCCCCCCCCCCCCCAUGCUUGAAAAUAAGUGCAGGAAUUCAUCCAGCAGGGGGCAGCCCUGAGGCGCCAAACGCCUGCACUGGGAAUGAGCAGCACGUGACCGCAGUAAACUGCUAUGAUUGUCGUAAUUAUCCUGGCGCGAAUCGACUUCUAAUUGCACUUUAAAUUAUGACAAGUGCAAUCCAAUAUCUUCAGCGCAAAUGUUAAGACUUUUUUUUUUUUAAUUUUUGCUUCUACCAGAGUGCUCUUUGUAAGGCAAACAGUCGUAGUUCCAAUCCGAACCGUUAGGGGGCGACCUCGUAGUACACGAUGCUGACUAUGCUAACGUUAGCAUGUCGCCCACCUGUCAAGUGUUGUCUGGGGUCGUUAACGGAGACGCCUCACUGGCGGCCUCUGUCAGGUUGCGACUCUCACGACCCCUAUUGUGUCUGCGUGGUCAGCCCCCCCCCCACACACACUUCCUGGUCACGGCGUCUGUUUUGCUUCCAGGUGUGUGAAUGACCCACUUUUCUUGGCGACCGCAGAAGAAGAAGAAACGCGAGGCCUCCUAAUGCAAAGCUCGCCUCUUCAACGGGCCUCAAACGCACCACUUGCUGGUGGAAACACUCGGGGAAGAUCAGAAUUAACCAAACAUUUCCCUUAUUUUGUAACGCAAAUGUUGACAGGAAGCGUCCACAAGUCCCGUUGCUAUGGUAACCUCCACCAACUGUUAAUUUUCGCGUGUUUUAAGGAUCUAACUUCUUUUUAUACUUGCACUUUUUCCCUUCAUUUGAACGACAUUUGCCACGCGCUUGGUCAUGUAGGCUGCAGUGCUCCGCGUCGCCAGCAGAGGGAGCCAAAUCAGCUGCUCCGCUUUGCAGUGUGACUGUUUCAGAGGAAAUGACGAGUGCAAAAAGGUGAGAAAAGAGAGGGAGUUUGACAGCGACGGAAGAAGAGAAAGCCCUGAAGGCGUCAUGUCAAGAUAUGCAGAUGUUUUUUUUGUGUGUUUUUUUUUAAACAAUCCAGAUGUUUCUGAGGUGACGGUCACAGGUGUGCGUUGCGUCCAUUUGGCUGCGGGGCACGUCGCAUCCGCUUCGCAUCCUGCUGUGACGUUGGCCUUCAAACGUCCUCCUGAGCGCCAUCACUCACUUUUAAGAUGGCCGCCGCAAAUGUUCCCGUCAAGAUGUGAAGGA